Molecule: messenger RNA, 1353 nt
Organism: Humulus lupulus (European hop)
Lineage: Eukaryota; Viridiplantae; Streptophyta; Magnoliopsida; Rosales; Cannabaceae
Product: pyrroline-5-carboxylate reductase
Exons: 8
Coding region: 228-1154 (308 amino acids)
Biological process (GO): L-proline biosynthetic process
Molecular function (GO): pyrroline-5-carboxylate reductase activity
Source: RefSeq, a predicted model, not a curated record
AAUCUAAAAUCAUGUAAGAAGGCAUAUUUAUCUAAAGCCCACGUUUCCAACUGCCGCAUUCUCUGGAUCCAUGGGUCGAAUGAUGAUAUACCUAGUUAAACAAUCCCAAUAAAACAGGUGAACAGCACUACUAGCACCAGUCGUCUCGUCAGCAGCAGAAGCAGCUAUCCCAUAUCUUUUUGACUGUUUCUCGAGUUAUAGUGUUGGUGAGUGGAGUGGAGAGAAUCAUGGAGGUGUUUCUCAUCCAGGCGGAUACAUACAAGAUAGGGUUUAUCGGAGCAGGAAAAAUGGCGGAGAGUAUUGCCAGGGGAGUGGUCCGUUCUGGUGUCUUGCCCGCUUCUCGUAUGUCUACAUCUCACUCCAAAACUGAUCGACGCCAAGUCUUCGAGUCCUUCGGAGUCAGAGUUCUCCCUAAGAACGACGACGUUGUUGAAGAGAGCGACGUGGUUAUUUUCUCUGUGAAGCCUCAAGUUGUUAAAGAUGUGGUCUUGCAAUUGAAGCCACUCCUUUCCAAGAAGAAGCUUCUAGUUUCAGUUGCUGCAGGAGUCAAAUUGAAAGAUCUGCAGCGUGCUAUGGCAGACGAAAUUUUUCCACGAAUAAUGGGCGGAUCAAGAGCAAAAGAAGCAUGGGAUACGUCGCAGGAUGAGUUCCAAGGAACUGUCAAGGUCAAGGAAUGGGCCGGUCACAGCCGAUUUAUCAGAGUAAUGCCUAAUACUCCUGCUGCUGUAGGCGAGGCUGCAUCAGUGAUGAGCCUGGGAGGAGCUGCAACAGAAGAAGAUGGGAAUAUAAUAGUCAAUUUAUUUGGAUCCAUUGGCAAGAUAUGGAAAGCUGAUGAAAAAUUGUUUGAUGCUGCUACUGGCUUAAGUGGUAGUGGCCCUGCAUACGUAUUUUUGGCCAUAGAAGCUUUGGCAGAUGGGGGAGUUGCUGCAGGGUUACCACGAGACUUAGCUUUGGGCUUGGCUUCUCAAACAGUUCUAGGAGCCGCAUCUAUGGCCACAAAAUCUGGAAAGCAUCCUGGCCAGCUUAAAGAUGAUGUGGCAUCACCUGGUGGGACUACUAUUACUGGCGUUCACGAGUUGGAGAAGGGUGGACUUCGUGGGCUGUUCAUGAACGCAGUUGUUGCUGCUGCAAAGCGCAGUCGCGAACUGUCUUAGAGUUUUUUAUGUACUUAAUAAAUCAUCAACACAUGCUGCAGACUCAGGCAAUCAAUCAACUUAGACCUGCUCUUGUAGAUUAGCAGUAAGCUUUUGUUUUGCCACCUAGUUUAGGCCAAGGCACGUAUCAUUUAAUUUUUUGGUAUUUCGGCAGGAUUUUGUUUUUUUGUUUUCACAAUAAAAGAAAUUUUCGGAUUUA